AUGCAAGAGGGGACUGAAGACCAGCAGACAUUAUUUGGGCAAACUUUUUUUCGUGCCCAGCCAGAGCCCAAGCGAGGAACAUUGGGAAAGAGGAUUCCAACUAAUGACAUACUGGAAUUUCUCGAUCUUCUUAAACUUGGCCAAACCCCAAUCCCUCCAAAUGAGCAGAAGAAGGUGACAUUGUAUGAGUCACUCUCCUCUCCAUUCUUUGACCCUGGCUCUUUGUCCAUGGAUGAUGAUGGAAGUCAAGGCAGUUCCAGAGAUGCCCUUGAAACAUACUUGGCCAAGCAGAUGGCUGGAGACUACGAAGGAAUGUCUGAGAAGUUGAAGGGUACAUAUGAUAGAUUGAGGAGCUGGGGAGUUGAUUGCAUCCCCUUGUCAGAGGGGAGACCUUCACUCCAGAUUCCUCAGCUUGGAGUUCCUCAACCUUCUCUAUCUCAGGAAAGUGAAUGCGCUUCUCUAACGGGGCAUCAGUUAUUUGCAUCGCACGAAGAGUAG
Messenger RNA from Darwinula stevensoni, 498 nucleotides. NCBI's taxonomy places the organism in Eukaryota, Metazoa, Arthropoda, Ostracoda, Podocopida, Darwinulidae. The record is from the annotation of a GenBank genome assembly.